AUGUUCUUACAACGAACGUGGGUUUCUUUUCUUCUUCGAGAAUCUAAACUACAGUUAUCCGUCUUGCCUAAGACAGACUUCACCAAGAACAAUUGGCCAUCAAUCUUGCCUUCAACUCGCAGAAUGGAUAACUUAGUUGAGGCCGACAACCGCUUCAAAGUUGAGCUGAGAGAACCUCUUAUAGACACAACAGGUUUCAAGCAAAUUCAUGUCAGUAACGUGGAAGGAGAUUUCCUCAACAUUUCGUUUCGACGCACUCUUCGUGUUCCAGAAAGUGGCAAUCGUUUGAAAGUACCUCCAGACUUUGGACCUUUUCCUAUCUACCCUUUUGAUAAAUAUAAAGAUAAGUUUGAUCAUUCUGUAUCUACAAAUGAUGGACGCGAGGCAAUGUGGAUCCAUUUUGAGUCAACUGGAUAUUUCGCGGUGAACGUCAUUAUCGAUGGCGUGAAUGCCAUCUCUGGGGAAUCUAACAAAAGAUGCUUAUCAGCAGAUCUCAGAAGUAUAGCAUUAAUUUACGAAAAAAAAUCAAUUCAAGAUUACAUUGUUGCAGGAAAUUCUGGUCAAAGAUGGUUGGACGGCGUCAAGACAAAAGAGGACAAGAUCAUGCAGUUUUUCGCGGCCCCGAAUCAAAUUAUGGCGCCAUCAACCAAAUCCUCAAUCAAUUUGACUGACGGUAUUCGUAGAAUACAAUUUGAGAUUGUACCACAAAAGCUGGACACGACAAAACGCAUGCCUAUCACUGUGCGCACGCUCUUUAGCAAAGUUUUUCAUAUAAAUGUCUCCAACAUAUGUCUUGUGAACGAUCUCAUGAAAAAAAUUCUAGGAGUAACUAGCAUUCCCUGGGAGGAACAGCGAAUCAAUUUUGCAGGCCAGCAACUUGAACCUCACCGUUAUCUGAGUUUUUACGGCAUUAAGGCGACAACAGCAGGAAAACGACUAUUAAAGUAUCCCGCGGCGAUCAAAGAGAGUUACGGUGAGAAAAGAGAUGUAAUAAUUGCAGAUGCCAAUACAAACAUUGUGCAAGAUAUCGAAGUCGAUGAUUUUGACGCAGAAUCCUGGGAUACGGACAAUACUUUGAUCUUUAACCUGCAGAUGAUAAAUACACCGGCUUCUGAAAUCGUACUAGGUAUGAAGCCUCCGCAGUGUCCUAUCCCAAUGGCAAUGUACAAAGAACAUAACCGCCAACUCCUUAACAUCCACGAUAAUGAUGAGGAAGGGAACGAUGAUAACCAAGAUGAAGACGAAGAUGAGGACGAUCACAAAGUUUUCAAGUUCACAACUGAUCAGUUGGGCGCGAGGGGUAGUUUUGCUCCGGUUGAUGAGAUGAAAGCCAGGUUGGGCGAGAUAUUUCAAUUGCCAGAUGAUGAUGAUAUUUGA
This is a messenger RNA of Botrytis sinoallii, 1377 nucleotides long. RefSeq lists its product as uncharacterized. NCBI's taxonomy places the organism in Eukaryota, Fungi, Ascomycota, Leotiomycetes, Helotiales, Sclerotiniaceae. The record is from RefSeq and is a predicted model, not a curated record. The transcript has 5 exons. Gene Ontology annotation, molecular function: protein binding. Bases 1 to 1377 code for a protein of 458 amino acids.